This is a messenger RNA of Cladocopium goreaui, 1509 nucleotides long. The record is from the annotation of a GenBank genome assembly. NCBI's taxonomy places the organism in Eukaryota, Dinophyceae, Suessiales, Symbiodiniaceae.
AUGUAUGACGGCAUCACUGAGUACUGGGUGACGGUGCGUGAACGUGGGAGCUACGAGGAGGAGCACGAAAUGUCCGAGAUGCACAAGUCAACAAGCAAGGCUGCUGGUCCGGUGAACUUGGAAGAGGGAUGCUUUGAUAAAAUCAAAGCAGCCAUGCCCUGUCAGCAGCCCGCCAUUGCUGCUGACUCGAAUGGUCAGAAGAAACCAGCAGAGUCCGAGGCAGCCACCGCCGAUCAGAACCGGCAACAUGUGAAGCGCUUCAUGGAUUCACUCCUGCGGCUUUCGACCAAAUUGAAAAGCCUUCGUCGGGAUAUCCGGGACAACUACAAGGUUGAAUCGUCACUGAAGAUCUUGCAAGAUCACAUCACGCAAGUGGAGAGCCAGUACGAUCUUCUCAACGAGGAGAUGGCCAAGGGCGAAAACGCUGGAUAUGGGAAGGAGUCCAUGUCUCAGACCAGUGGUCGUCUGUCCUCUCGUGCCACUGCUGCAGAGCAGAAGGUGAAGCACUGGCCUCAGGUUCCGAGGAAAUCGAAGCAGUUUUUCGACAAGAAGGAAGCUGGCAAAAACUCUGAUAGCAAGAAACCUGAUGCUUCCGAUGCUACCAAGCCCGCCCGCAGUGCCGGACGAGGAUUGAAGAGCUUCGUCCAAGAAAUAGGUGCCAUGUGCUGUGGCAAUCCGGACUGCAAAGGCCGUCGCGGAAGAGGUCUCCUGAAUGUUGUUGCCAAAGACUUGCGACAUCUUUUUGAACAUGGCAUUGUCAACCCGUUGGAUGGGCAAAGGUAUUUUUUCUGCAUCGUGAACGUGAUGGGCGAUUGGCCCUUUAUUCAACGUGCUGGGCAUUUGGCCCGAUCGUUUUACAAUGCAGCCAAGCAUGCUAGUGGUGUCGACAAACGACUGGAACUAUUGACAGAACGCUUCCAGAUUUGGUGUGACAGAAUGAGACUGAAACCUCACAUACGAAAACUUAGCAAGGAGAACCUCAGCUGGCCAACUACGACAAGCUACCCUUCAGGGGUUUGGUCAAAGGGGCACACAACACGUGUGUUGAACAAAUGGUUCAUUGCUGAGUGCAAUGCGUAUGCGGAGGAAGUUCGUUCAGACAGACUUUUGACCAUUGCCUACCGAUGCUCUGUUUCGAUUGAAAAAUUUUUGAAAGGGCUGUACAGCUAUGAGCUGUGGAUACCGUCCGCAGCUGCCCUGGAAAUCGCUGACUAUGGACUAAAUUUUUUGAUGUGGUACGGGAGAGGGGCGAGAGAAGCCUUCCAAAACUCCAGGCUCCAAGUGCUUCGGACACUUCAACGUAGUUUGAUUGCUGCACGUGUCUAUGCCUUUGACACCCUGAUCAAUCCGUUGGAUCCCAGCACCGAGCUGAUCUACUACAACGCUAGAAACGGAUACAAGGAUGCCUUUGAGGAGGCUGGAGUCUCGAGGUUUCCAGUGGAAUUCAUCCAAAAGGCGCGACCAGUACCAGGAAAUCUGCCACUGCCAGUGCCUAUCAUUUAUGUUUAA